AUGAGUUGUGCGGAGGUGAUGUAUCACCCGCAGCCGUAUGGAGCGUCCCAGUAUCUGCCCAACCCUGUGGCAGCUGCAACCUGCCCCACAGCCUACUACCAUCCGGCGCCCCAACCUGGCCAGCAGAAGAAGUUAGCGGUAUACAGCAAGAUGCAGGACUCUCUGGAAGUCACCCUUCCCAGCAAACAAGAGGAGGAGGAGGAGGAGGAGGAUGAGGAGGAGGAGGAGGAGAAAGACCAGCCUGCCGAGAUGGAGUACCUUAACUCUCGCUGUGUCCUUUUCACUUAUUUCCAGGGAGACAUUGGGUCAGUAGUGGAUGAACACUUCUCAAGAGCUUUGGGCCAAGUCAGCACCCUCCAUCCAGAAUCUACCAUUUCAAAAAGCAAGAUGGGGCUAACCCCCCUAUGGCGAGACAGCUCAGCUCUCUCAAGCCAGCGGAGUAGUUUCCCAGCUUCCUUUUGGACCAGCUCUUACCAGCCCCCACCCGCACCCUGUUUGGGGGGAGUUCAUCCUGACUUUCAGGUCACUGCAACCCCUGGCACCUUUUCUGCAGCUGACCCCAGCCCCUGGCCAGGACAUGGCCUGCAUCAGACUGGCCCUGCCCAUCCCCCUCCCGCGUCCGAGUCCUGGCACUAUCCUUUGGCAUCUCAGGUGAGCCCAUCCUACAGCCACAUGCAUGAUGUGUACAUGCGACACCACCACCCCCAUGCCCACAUGCACCAUCGCCACCACCACCACCACCACCACCACCCUCCUGCUGGUUCUGCCCUGGAUCCGUCCUAUGGGCCCCUGCUGAUGCCAUCAGUGUGCACGGCCAGGAUUCCUGCUCCCCAGUGUGACAUCACAAAGACAGAUCCAACUACAGUCACCACUGCUACCUCAGCGUGGGCCGGAGCCUUUCAUGGAACAGUGGACAUAGUGCCAAGUGUGGGGUUUGAUACAGGUCUACAGCAUCAAGACAAGAGCAAGGAAUCACCAUGGUACUGA
Messenger RNA from Propithecus coquereli (Coquerel's sifaka), 987 nucleotides. It is a transcript of the gene VGLL3, whose product is annotated as vestigial-like family member 3. The transcript is spliced from 4 exons. Gene Ontology annotation, cellular component: nucleus. Lineage: Eukaryota; Metazoa; Chordata; Mammalia; Primates; Indriidae. The record is from RefSeq and is a predicted model, not a curated record. Gene Ontology annotation, biological process: regulation of transcription by RNA polymerase II. The coding region runs from base 1 to 987 and encodes 328 amino acids.